AUGGGUGACAAGAUCUAUUAUUUCGCCAAAUUCAACCUCCCAGCGCUCCUUUCCCUCGCGGAACAGCGUCGCGGCCAGCCAUGCACCUGUGACAUAACCCAGAUGCCAAAAUGCGGAAGCUUGAACUGGGUCAUUUUUUUAUGCUUCCAAGAUGGGGUUGAAUGGGUCUUCCGCUCUCCUAAGAGUGACUUUGAUAGCUUCUACUCCGAUGACACCGCCUCAAAAAUUCUCGUCAGCGAAGCAUCUACCUUGCUGUAUCUCAAGGCAAACACCUCGGUUCCGGUUCCCCAGGUUUUCUCCUACAGCGGAUCCAGCGACAAUGACAUCGGUAUUCCAUAUAUUCUCCAGAGCAAAGCCCUCGGCCGUUCUCUAGGAUCGUAUGCCUGGAGCCCGCCACGGUAUCAAGUCCCAGGGCUCCAGCAUCGUAGCCCGCCGAUGCCCAUCUCCGAUGAGAGCCGAGGGAAAGUAAUGAGACAACUUGGUGCCUUCAUGUCAGAACUUUCCACGCACCGAUUUGAUAGGAUUGGUUCUUUAUUCCGAGAUGCAGAUGCGAGCUAUGUUGUUGGUGAAUGUCUCUCGCCGUCUCUUACGUGGCAAGAGAGAGACUCACUUGAGCUGGAUCGCGGUCCAUUCAACAAUGAACACGACUAUCUUGUUUCCCUCAUCUCAGCAUUCACCUCCCACGCUAAAGAGCUUUCGCUUACGCCUCAUGUCUUUUUCGCGCCGGUUCCUGACAUGGUGGAUUACGACAGCUUAUCAAGUUAUCAGAAAGCUUCAAGGCGGUGGAAUGACUUUGUGGCAAUUGGCCAAAAGAUUGAGCACAGUAAAAAUAUCCUCUUUUAUUGCAUUGCAGGGCAGCUUCUAUCUGAAAUGAUAAAUGACCUCACUUCAGAUAGAGCAAGUAGCUUCACGAUCUCCCAUCCAGAUCUUCAUCUUGGUAAUAUCUACGUUGAUGAAAACUUCAACAUCACGUCUAUCAUCGACUGGAGUUCAGCGUCAACUGGCCCAGCAUCUGAGAUCCUCGCGGCUCCAUCACUCGGUAGCUCAGCUGCCCCGCCAUCAGCAUACCUUACUACUGCCUACCGGUCAGGUUUCAUCCAGGAAGCUAACAAAAGGACACAAUCACUACCUGAUGCGGUUCUCUGGAAGAGGUCAGAGAUAAUGUGGCAUUUCACUCGGCUAACACGCUUACUUUCCAAAAAUGACUAUCAGCUUUUCGAAAGGCUGUUUGAACUCAUAUACAACAAGGACACCUUUGCGCAUGGAAAAGAGAGGAUUUUGGGACUCUUCUGGGAGCGCGCUGGUCGGGAUUAA
Molecule: messenger RNA, 1314 nt
Organism: Fusarium proliferatum ET1
Lineage: Eukaryota; Fungi; Ascomycota; Sordariomycetes; Hypocreales; Nectriaceae
Exons: 2
Coding region: 1-1314 (437 amino acids)
Source: RefSeq, a predicted model, not a curated record